AUGGAGAAAGGUCUUGCAUCAGCUACGAUUUCCAUCGUCGACAAGAGUUCAGCCUCCAAAUCCUUGAAUGGUAGAGAGAGCAUCAACAGAAGCGAUUCUAUGUUUCCGGACGCUCCUACGGAGACCAAGCCUGAGACUGCGGUUCUCAGCAGCAAGGUCGACGAUGGUGUCCGUGUGAUCUCCAUCGACGAAUAUAAGGAAGCCGCUCAGUGUCUUGCGGAAGCUUUCAAGGACGACGAUGUGGCUCGCUACUUCAUCGAUACUCCUGAUCGUGCACACUGCACUGCGAAGCAGAAGUGGGAUUUGCAUGUGUCGAUCAUGGAGUACGUGACUUAUGCGCACUGCUUGAAGGGCCUAGUUACUACUGUGGGACCUAAUUACGGUGCUGUAGCUCUGUGGAUGCCGCCCGGCAAGAACAUGGACGAUCUCUACACCAUCCUCCGCUCCGGACUCUGGCGCCUGAAUUACAAACUCUCCGCCGAAGGAAAGAAGCGUUUCUUCACCGAGUUCCUGCCGCUGCUCCACGACACCAAACACAGCAUUCUCGGGCAUCGUGACGAAUCCGCAUGGUACCUCGUCUACAUCGGCACCAGACCUUCUUCGACCGGCAAAGGCUACGCUCGCAAGCUGAUCGAGAAUGUUACAAGAGUGGCGGAUCGAGAAGCCAGGGCUUGUUAUCUGGAAAGCUCGAACGAUGUCAAUCCGAAGAUCUACCGAAAAUUCGGGUUUGAAGUCAAGAGGAAGAUCCAUCUGCAGAGGGCAGAGAAGGGCGUAGAGCUUGAUAUCAUGGUGAGAGAACCCGCUCCAGAAGCCUGGGUCUGA
This is a messenger RNA of Coniosporium apollinis CBS 100218, 822 nucleotides long. RefSeq lists its product as uncharacterized. NCBI's taxonomy places the organism in Eukaryota, Fungi, Ascomycota, Dothideomycetes. The coding region runs from base 1 to 822 and encodes 273 amino acids. Gene Ontology annotation, molecular function: acyltransferase activity, transferring groups other than amino-acyl groups. The record is from RefSeq and is a predicted model, not a curated record. The transcript has 2 exons.